GCGAGAUACUCUUGUCUCCAGUCGGGCAUGGUUUUCUAUGACAGUUAAAGAAGGUAGACCAGGUCACACAUAAAGAAUGGUAAGUUAGACAAAAGACAAACAAGCAGCCGAGAACCGUGGAUGACUUUUGGGUAUAUGACGAAUGCAAGGUGCUCGAGCUUAUCGUCAUCCCGGGUCCUAACGUUGGUUAUCGUACCCCGAGGUUCAGCUAAUCCACUGCCUGGCAGGGGUAAUGAGCUGAGGUGGCACCCGUGAAGUGAACCCCCUAACCCUAGGAGUUCCGGGGGCACGGCCAUGUGUUACCUCAGGUACCUCGACUUCCAAGCUUCACCUAGCGUCUCAUUACCAGACAACCCAGUCCAGAGUCACGAUUGGGAGCUCAUACCAUUCACAACCCAGCAUGGAAACAUGACACACGAUGGACGUCGCUCAUCCCACAGCAGGCUGGGAACAGCUCGGUGAGCGUUUUUACCGCAAGAUCCAGCUCUACACCCAAAUAUUCGACCAGGACUUGGACCUCGACCACUAUUUGGUUGCCGGAGCUCCCUAUGCUGGCGCCAUUGCUCUCUACCGCGAUGAGGAAAAGCUGAUUGCAUUCCAACAAAACCGGCCCUCUAAACCCAGCAUCGACAUCUACAGUUGCGCCGGCAAGCUUCUCCGCCGCAUCAACUGGGAUCAGGGGCCCAUCAAAGGGUUGGGUUGGUCUGAGGAUGAGAAGCUCCUCGUAGUCACUGGAGACGGCACUGUGAGGUGUUACUAUGAUUUGCAGGGAGAGUUCACGCAGUUUUCGUUGGGAAAUGGCGCCGACGAGGCCGGGGUCAAGUCCUGCAGGUUUUACGCCCAUGGCCUUGUCGCUCUCCUAAACAACAACUCCCUUGUCUCCGUCUCGUCGUACGCCGAGCCUCGUCCAAAGCUCCUUGCGCCGGUCCCAGAGGGACAGGUUCAUUCGUGGAACAUCAUCCCGCCCGCCUACACCCUUUCGCGCUCCGUCGAGGUGCUCCUCAGCAUUAAUCAAACCAUCUACGUGUCGGAUGCUACCGAGUGCGAGGAUCGCUUUUUGGACAUCGGCCCGUUUACCCACAUCGCAGUGUCGCCGAAUGGGCGGUACUGCGCCCUAUACACGUCGACCGGCAAGGCCCAUGUCAUCACAAGUGACUUCCAGGACCGCUUGAGCGAGCAUGACUCUAGGUCCAAGAUCCCACCCAAGUACUUUGAGUGGUGCGGCAAUGACGCCGUCGUCGUUGCGUGGGAGGACGAGGUUCACCUCGUUGGCCCAAGUGGUUCCCUUGCCAAGUUCUUCUAUGAUAGCGGUCGAGUGCACAUUGUCCCCGACUAUGACGGGGUCCGAAUAGUCGCCAAUGACACCUGUGACUUUCUCCACCGAGUACCAGAUGUUACCGAAGAGGUGUUCCGCCUUGGCGCGGAUUCCUCUGCAUCCAUUCUCCUGGACGCCGUCGAGCAGCUGGAGUUGAACUCACCAAAAGCUGACGACAACAUACGCCUAAUCAGACCUAACCUCGUGGAAGCGGUAGACACCUGCAUCAACGCGGCUGGUCAGGAGUUCAGCGUCCAUUGGCAGAAACAGCUGCUCAAGGCCGCUUCCUUUGGCAAAUCCGUUCUCGACUUCUACAAUAGUGAUGACUUUGUGGAUAUGUGUGAGACCCUGCGAGUCCUGAACGCCGUCCGCUUCUUCGAGAUUGGACUGCCCCUAUCGUACGAGCAGUACCAGCGUCUCACGCCAUCAGGGCUCAUUUCCCGUCUCCUUAAUCGUCACGAAUACCUCUUAGCCCUCCGGAUAGCUGGCUACCUCCGGCUACCCACUGAUAAGAUUUACGUACACUGGGCCUCCGCCAAGGUACGACUGGGCUCCGAGGACGACGACGCCAUCUGCCGCAAGAUCGUCGAGAAGCUGUCAGGGAAGCCCGGCAUAUCCUUCGAGACAAUCGCUCGUGCCGCAUAUGAUGAAGGAAGAGGCCGGCUAGCCACGGAGUUGCUCAACCACGAGCCACGCGCUGGCCGGCAGGUGCCCUUGCUCCUGAGUAUGGAAGAAGACGAGCUGGCUUUGGACAAGGCCAUCGAGAGCGGUGACACCGACCUGGUCUACUUUGUCCUGCAUCAGCUCAAACGGAAGCUGCCCCUGGCAGGCUUCUUCCGCGUCAUCAACAGCCGGCCCACCGCCACUGCCCUGGUCGAGGCGGCUGCGCACCAGGGCGAUGAUGGUGGUGAUGGCCGUGAAGAUACCACGCUGCUCAAGGACCUGUAUUACCAGGACGACCGCCGCCUGGACGGGGCAGCUGUGUUUCUCCGCGAAGCCCUGCGCCAGCCUGAAAGUCGGACGACGAGUGACAAGCUCUCGCUGGCAACGAAGCUCCUCUCGGACAACGCCAAGGAGCAUGCGUUUGAGCUGGGUGCUCUCAAGGAAGCGUCCACGCUCCUGCGGAUGCAGGAGGUGUUUGACCGCGAUCUGACUGACAACUUCACCGGGCUGUCGGUCAACCAAACCAUGUUUAAGCUGAUCCGGCUUGGAUACCACGGCAGGGCAAAGAAGAUCCAGAACGAGUUCAAAGUACCAGAGAAGGUGGCCUGGUGGAUUCGACUCCAAGCACUGGUCGCAAAGCGCGACUGGAACGAGCUGGAAGAAAUCUCUCGCCAACGCAAAAGCCCCAUCGGCUGGGUGCCAUUCUUCAACCAGAUUCUCCAAGCGGGCAAUCCCCGCCUGGCAGCGACCUUCAUACCCAAGUGUACGGGCCUCGAGCGGGGCCAGACGAUCACCAUGUACGAGAAGUGUGGGAUGCGCGUCAAGGCGGCCGAGGAGGCUGUCAAGAUGAAGGAUAUCGAGGCUUGGAGCAGGUUGCUCGAGGCUGCGGGACGGGGUACCACCGAGGGUAGGGAGAUUGAGAGGUUGGGUUUAGCUGUGUUUAAGAAGUGAAUGAAGGACUCGUCUAGUCGGAAGGCAUGCAGCGUGUUGUGGUCUCAUCCCGUUAUACAUCGCGUACUGUAUUGGUGUGGGCGUUCUGUUGGACAGCAACAAUUACAGGCUCGAAUAGGCAUAGACCAACCAGGUGAUACUGCAUCAAUUGAGGCACAAGAUGAAGCUU
Parathielavia appendiculata is the source of this 3098-nucleotide messenger RNA. RefSeq names its product vacuolar protein sorting-associated protein 16. Gene Ontology annotation, cellular component: HOPS complex; endosome; cytoplasm. The record is from RefSeq and is a predicted model, not a curated record. The transcript is spliced from 5 exons. The coding region runs from base 419 to 2929 and encodes 836 amino acids. NCBI's taxonomy places the organism in Eukaryota, Fungi, Ascomycota, Sordariomycetes, Sordariales, Chaetomiaceae. Gene Ontology annotation, molecular function: actin binding. Gene Ontology annotation, biological process: intracellular protein transport; endosomal transport; vacuole fusion, non-autophagic.